UCACACGACGACGCGAGGAAUUCUACGCGAAGAAGAUGCAAAUCGAACGAAGGAAACGAAAUGCGCGAGCGCUCUGCGCACUUGUUGUUUCUGCGACGCUUGCGAACACCGCGAGCGCGCAAUUAACAUACAUCGCAGGAUACGAGCCACGCUCCAACGUCGUCCAACAUUCCCAAGUCGACUUGGACAUAAGGGAUAUCAUUAGUUCUUUCCCGAAGUGGAAGGGUGGAGACAGCAUUUACAAUGGCGGACUUCUGAACGACUGCACCACAGUGGCAGGCGCGUGCAACUGGAAUGGGACCAGUAGUCUAUACCCAACAUUGUGGGACGGCACUUGUACGCACACCUGCCCUGCUGCUGACUCGGCAAAUCCGGGCCAAAAGUGCACUUUAAGCGCGGCGGAUGCAUGUUUGUCCACUUACGGUAUUUAUAAGUAUGGUAAGGGAUCGUUCAAGGGGAACAACAAGGAUGACGCGGCGUCGAUGCGGACGCUUCGCGGGUUUGCAACGAAACUUGGUGAUAAGGGUGCCUCAGCGCGUGUUGCCGCGAAAAACAACCCGUUUAUCAACAAAAUGAAUAAAUACUGGGCGAAACAGGGGCUGAAUGAAUUGACUUGGGGUCAAGAUAUCAUCGAAGCUGCUUUCAAAGGUACUUGUGUCAAGAACGGUAACUCGUGUGUAAAAUCAGGGGGAGUAAAUCUUCUCGAUUUUGGCACGGUCGGAAACGACUUCAGGGUGGAAGUGAUAAAGAAAGGUAUUAUUUACUUGAACAUCUUUCCUUACGUCAUUUGGGAAUUUCAAGACGCUAUCAACGACUGCCAUGGUGGUGACUUGGGCGCGAACGAUGAAAUUCCCGGAGGAGGUUCAGUACACGCUUGGGAUGAAGCCGUAGCCUUUUACACUGGUUCGCUCGAGGGCAUCUUAAAAGGCGGUAACAAUGGCCUCGCCUCAUGCGAUGACGGUAAUUGUGAGUUGCAAUUUCAACUGUCAGAUUAUCGCUGCACGAACUUCGGUACCUGCACCGCCGAUGCUGAUGGUGACCCGUGGAGUGGAUACUCAAAAAAUAAUGAAGAGAUCUUCAAACUCUUUCAACAAGGUGAAGGUGAAAUUACUGAAGCCGCUGCAAGCUCCAAUACUGCGGCGACGAAAUGUGACUUGCCGGAUCGCACCCACGAAAAGGCUGUUACGAAAAUGCUUGUUCCUUUCGUGCAAGGAUGCAUGAGGUACUUGUGGAAGACAAAAGAUUCGCAGAAAGCUAAGGAAGCAGGCGAGCUCUUUGCGUUUGCAUCCGCUGCACUUCCUUUUAUCGAUGCGGUAGACCCUGUCGCCGCUACUAAGUUGUUCACACGUGCGUGGAAACUAGAUUUCACUACUUACACGUAUGAAGAAACUAAGCAGGGCAUCGAAGGCACCCUUUCGAGACUCGGUGCUGGUGAGGGCAUUGGUACAAUAUCUUGCGCUGACAUUGGCGACCUCGUUGACAGCAGUGAUCAACUGCUCGCUGCUGGCUGCACGGAUCCCUCAUCUCCCUCAUCUUCCAAUAAUGACACCACUCUCGGGCUGGGUAUUGGGAUUCCACUGGGUGCCAUCGCAAUCACCGCGUUGGUAUUUGUCGUGCUUUUGUGGCGAAAGAGCUCAGCAAACAGCAAGCGAGUCGAAGAGUUAACCAUGCAGCUGAGAGGUCCUGGUAAGGACUUCUAUCCGUGAGAGGUCCUGGUAAGGACUUGAGUCUUCUCUAUGAGGUGCUGCUCCGAUAGGCUACUACAUUGAGCCCAGCACAUUGAGCCCAAGAGCGAAGAGCUCGUUUAAUUUAAUGCACAUACUACUUGAAAUACCGUCU
Ostreococcus lucimarinus CCE9901 is the source of this 1839-nucleotide messenger RNA. RefSeq lists its product with no specific name. The transcript has a single exon. Bases 36 to 1706 code for a protein of 556 amino acids. The record is from RefSeq and is a predicted model, not a curated record. Lineage: Eukaryota; Viridiplantae; Chlorophyta; Mamiellophyceae; Mamiellales; Bathycoccaceae.